GACAAGAGCCGCGGCCAUGGAAGAGCUCACGGCAUUCGUGUCGAAAUCCUUCGAUCAGAAGACCAAGGAGAGCACCAAGGAGAGUAUCACGUACAGGGAAGUUUUGGAGAGCGGCUUGACGAGGGCGCGCGAGCUGGGCAGCCCGGACUCAAACCUGCAGGACAUUACGGAGGGCAGCCACUGCCCGGUGCAUCUGUUCAAGGACCACGUCGAGCUGGAGAAGGAGAAGCUGAAGGACUUUAGUGUUUCGAGGUCGACCGAGGGGAUCUACGAGUGCAAGGAGAAAAAGGAGGACGUGAAGUCGGAGGACGAGGACGCGCAGGGCAAACUGAAGCAGCGGAGGAGUCGCACCAACUUCACCUUGGAGCAACUCAACGAGCUGGAGCGGCUCUUCGACGAGACGCACUACCCCGACGCGUUCAUGAGGGAGGAGCUGAGCCAGCGGCUGGGACUGUCCGAGGCCCGAGUGCAGGUCUGGUUUCAGAACAGGAGAGCAAAAUGUCGAAAACAAGAAAACCAGAUGCACAAAGGAGUCACCCUGGGCAUCGGCAGUCACCUCGACGCCUGCAGAGUAGCACCCUAUGUCAACAUGGGUGCCCUCCGGAUGCCCUUCCAACAGGUCCAAGCCCAGCUCCAGUUGGACGGGGUCGCCCACACCCACCCGCACCUGCACCCUCACCUGGCGGCUCACGCCCCCUACUUGAUGUUCCCGCCCCCACCGUUCGGACUACCCAUCGCAUCGCUCGCCGACUCGGCCUCCGCGGCGGCGGCGGUGGCGGCCGUCGCCAAGAGCAACAGCAAGAACUCGAGCAUCGCAGACCUGCGACUCAAGGCAGGACUUCUGCGGGGCCAGUGGCUCAGUCCACUCCAGGCCCAGAUCACAUCCCACGGACCGUACAAACACAUGUGGAUGUCUGUCUGAGGGUCCGGGCCGGGGCCCGUCAGACCAGGAGACGUUAGAACAAAGCAAACUGGCAGGGCAGCAGCGGGGCCAAAAAACGGCGGAGCUUCGCCGACGCUGGCCCCCUGCCGCCGCGUUAACAAUGCAGAGGGUUGUGAGCAUGGGGGGAUACGAACCCCAACACACCACCUCGCAGAGGCAUUGGAGCGGCUCUCACCUUUUACGCCCCCU
Molecule: messenger RNA, 1132 nt
Organism: Cyclopterus lumpus (lumpfish)
Lineage: Eukaryota; Metazoa; Chordata; Actinopteri; Perciformes; Cyclopteridae
Gene: shox
Product: short stature homeobox
Exons: 6
Coding region: 17-922 (301 amino acids)
Biological process (GO): regulation of transcription by RNA polymerase II
Cellular component (GO): nucleus
Molecular function (GO): sequence-specific double-stranded DNA binding; DNA-binding transcription factor activity, RNA polymerase II-specific
Source: RefSeq, a predicted model, not a curated record